AUGGAACUUAGGAUUGCAUCGAAUCUCAAAAGACGUCCGCUCUCCCCACUCUCUGAAGCCAACGCUGACGAUGAGGAUGAGAAACGUAGCAGAAUUUACUCGCCAUUGGUUCCAACGAAAGAUGCCACUAGACCAGCGCUUCGAAACUCUAAAACAUUCCAAGACAACAUCGCCACUAUCACCCUUUCGUCCGAUACCGAAUCGGCUUCUUCGAAGGAGAUUAGUUAUAACCAACUAGAUGAUAGCGAUACAGAGGAGAAACUGAAGACGAUGGCAGCUAGAAGAGAUACAACUCGUACUAGCUCUCUCAGCAGUACCACUAGCUCAUCUACCCGAACUGCAAAGAGUGGAGGGCUGGAUCUGAUGGCUGAGAAUAAUUGCUUGGAAGCACAUGCGAUGUUCUCUGAUACUCAAUUCUCUGUGCUCUGUGAUCCUGAUCCAACAAUGAAUUUGACUCAUGAUCGCCCAAAGAAGACAUCUGGAGGAUUGAAUAUGGUUUUCGAUGAGCUCGCGCCGGUUGAAGAGCCGAAAGAGGAGCCUGCCGAAGAUAAAACGGUUUCAAAGAUCAAGAAGGAGCUAGAAGACACUCGUUUAUCAGGAAAAUCGCUCAGGACUCCGCUAACAUUUGGAGACGAAGAUGAUAUGUUCGACGAUGAGCUGAUCCAUGGACACGGCUUCGGAAAGAUUAAACAUGGCUCAAUCGUCACAUCAACACCAGCUGCCGGAGAUGCGUUUGUGGAUAUCGAGUCGUACUUUGGAAACAAGUCGGAGGCUGAUCCUGCCAUCGUCGCUGACGAAGCAGAAACAACUGGAAUUCUCAACCGCCGUCGUAGUGAGAUCAUCAGAAAGGGAGAUAUGAAUCCGUGGGAUGAAACACUCCGUAGAAGAUUGAUGGCAACAGUCCGUGCGCCAAUCAACAUGCACGAAUUCCAGGAGAGAGCACCGAAGAUCCAGGCGAACAGGGAUUGUGAAGUUGGAGGAGAAGUGUUCCAUAUCCAAACGCUGAUUGGGCAGGGAGGAUACGCCAAAGUGUACAAGGCUGUGAACGAGGAGAAUAAAGUGGUGGCUGUGAAGUAUGAGGUUCCGUCGUGCUCCUGGGAAGUGUACAUUUGCGAUCAAAUGCGCAAUCGGUUGAUCAAGGAUCGCGAGGAUCGAGUGAAGAUGGCUGAUUGGUGUAUUAUGAAAUAUGGAACACUUCUGGAGUACGCCAACAGUAUGAUGGACCCGAACUGGCACAUCUCCUGCUUCUUGCUCCCCCAAAUGCCUCGUAUCUUGAAGGAGGUCCAUGCUUGUAGUAUCAUUCAUGGAGACAUCAAACCAGAUAACUUCAUGAUUACUAGAAAGAUUGAUCCUAACUGGGACAAGGACGCUCUAAUGAGCAAUGAUACGUUUGUGGUGAAGAUUAUCGAUUGGGGACGUGCCAUCGAUAUGAUGCAGCUGAAGGAUCAGACAUUCAAGGGAAGAGCUGGAACUAAAGAUUCCGACUCGCCGGAAAUGAUUGACGGACGCCCAUGGAAUUAUCAGGCGGACUAUUUUGGCUUCGCCGCCACUAUGGCUGUUGUGGUUACCGCGAAGUACGGAAAAUUGACGGGCAGCAAAGUGGGAGAGUACUCGUUGAGCUGUGAUAUCAAGAGACGAAACGUUCUUCGUAACAUCAUCUUCGACAUUAUCAACAAGUUCCUCAACAUUAAAUCAGUCCACACACUCCCUGAUUGGUCUGAAGCCAUUCAACAGUUUUCCGAUUUCUGGGAAACGAAUUUUGACGGUUCUUCGUGGAGACAAGCGAUUGGCAAGUUCAACGAAGUCUGUGAUCUUGCUGCUACCAAUCACAAAUGA
Messenger RNA from Caenorhabditis briggsae, 1836 nucleotides. Bases 1 to 1836 code for a protein of 611 amino acids. The record is from RefSeq and is a predicted model, not a curated record. Gene Ontology annotation, molecular function: protein kinase activity; ATP binding. Gene Ontology annotation, biological process: mitotic spindle assembly checkpoint signaling; meiotic sister chromatid cohesion, centromeric; protein phosphorylation. Lineage: Eukaryota; Metazoa; Nematoda; Chromadorea; Rhabditida; Rhabditidae. The transcript is spliced from 7 exons.